This is a messenger RNA of Naegleria gruberi, 882 nucleotides long. RefSeq lists its product as uncharacterized. The transcript has 2 exons. NCBI's taxonomy places the organism in Eukaryota, Heterolobosea, Eutetramitea, Acrasida, Naegleriidae. The record is from RefSeq and is a predicted model, not a curated record. Bases 1 to 882 code for a protein of 293 amino acids.
AUGCUCAUUGAUGAUAGAGAUAUUUUGUGUGGAGAUGCUACCAAGAAGUGCCACUCUGAUAGUCAAUAUCCAUGCCCAAGUUUAUGCUCCAAGAAGGGAACUUGUAAUCUGGAAAAGAAGAAAUGCGACUGUCAACCUGGCUAUUAUGACAAUAAUUGUUCAAUUGGAAGAGCUAAAUAUUCAUUGAACAUUCUUUCAAAUUCUGUUUCGUUCAAUAAUUUGUAUAUUAGUGGAAGAGAUACUGUUGUUUUGGAAGUUAACAUUCAAGAAAGAACUUCUCUAUUGGAUCUUUACUUGGAAGUCAAUCGUAUUGGAAAGUAUGGAAAUCCAUUCGUUUUCAUGAAUGUUUCAACAACAGCUGAUGCAUUAUCGAGUAGAGAAUUGAAACUCUUGGCUGUGAAACAAAUCGGUUACAGUUUAUUGAAUGGAUAUAAGAGUACAAGAUCAGAAGCUCAAUCCAGCCACGAACACUACUUUUACACAGGUUACAAGACUUUCCAAUUUUACAACACUUCACAUGAUUCAAGGAAAAUUAUCGACGCCCAAGAUGUUCAAAUUAUAAGAAAUGAAUUCCAAACCAUUGCCAUUGUCAUUUACAAUGCUGCUGAUUUACCAGUCGAAUUCAAUGUAACAUUGAAGGCCAAUCUUGCAAGUGGAAAGGUUCAAACAGCUGGCAUCUUUUUAUCUCUGAGUGUGGUCAUGCUCAUGGUUAUUGUCUUUGAGGUUGUCUUACUCAUUCAACGAUCCAACAACCGCAAACAAUUCAUUCUUCCAAAACUACAGGAAAGACAAGAUAUUCAAAGAAGAGGACUCUUGGAAAAUAACAAUUCACUUGUGGAUGAGGAUGAAAAUUCAGAAGUGUUACGACAACGAAAUAAUUAA